AUGUUCCCGGCGCAGGCGCACGACAGGCCACGGCGCUGCCCGGGCUGCAAACUGCCUUGUUACAGGUCACGCCCCUCUGCCUUCUCCCUUUCUUACACCAAGAGGGGAAAAACACGGAACUACCUCUACCCGAUCUGGUCACCAUACGCCUAUUACCUUUACUGCUACAAAUACCGGAUCACCCUCCGGGAGAAGAUGCUGCCUUGUUAUAAAAGCAUCACUUAUAAGGAACGGGAGGACUUGACACUCCGGCCCCGUUCCUGCCUUCAGUGCUCCGAGUCCCUAGCAGGCCUUCAGGUGGUCAGAAGCACUGAGCAGGGUGAUCACAACCAGUUUAAAGAAUUAUACUCGGCUGGGAAGCUGACGGUGCUGGCUACUGACCCUCUGCUCCACCAGGACCCAGUGCAGUUAGACUUCCAUUUCCGCCUCACUCCCCAGACCUCUACCCAUUGGCACGGUCUUCUCUGUGACCAUCGACUCUUCCUGGAUAUUCCAUAUCGGGCCUUGGAUCAAGGCAACCGGGAAAGUUUGACUGCAACACUGGAGUAUGUGGAGGAGAAGACCAAUGUGGACUCCGUGUUUGUAAACUUCCAAAACAACCGGAAUGACAGAGGUGCCCUGCUACGGGCUUUCAGCUACAUGGGGUUUGAGUUGGUCAGACCAGAUCACCCUGCCCUCCCUUCCUGGGACAAUGUCAUCUUUAUGGUGUAUCCCCUUGAAAGGGACCUUGGCCGCCUGCCCAGUGAGCCUCCUUGAACAUGCUUAUUCCUACUGAGAGGGGCUGGGAGCCUUGAUAAAUGGGAACCAGGAUGUGACUAGAAUAAAGGGUAGUGCAAUCCUCAAGUGUUCACGAUUUCUUGGGAGGGGGAAGGCACGGGGUUGGCUG
Nyctereutes procyonoides (raccoon dog) is the source of this 886-nucleotide messenger RNA. RefSeq names its product ornithine decarboxylase antizyme 3 (gene OAZ3). Gene Ontology annotation, biological process: positive regulation of protein catabolic process. Lineage: Eukaryota; Metazoa; Chordata; Mammalia; Carnivora; Canidae. Gene Ontology annotation, molecular function: ornithine decarboxylase inhibitor activity. The record is from RefSeq and is a predicted model, not a curated record. Gene Ontology annotation, cellular component: nucleus; cytoplasm.